Centropristis striata (black sea bass) is the source of this 489-nucleotide messenger RNA. RefSeq names its product prolactin releasing hormone 2 (gene prlh2). The transcript has 2 exons. The record is from RefSeq and is a predicted model, not a curated record. Gene Ontology annotation, molecular function: hormone activity. NCBI's taxonomy places the organism in Eukaryota, Metazoa, Chordata, Actinopteri, Perciformes, Serranidae. The coding region runs from base 1 to 363 and encodes 120 amino acids.
AUGCUGCCUGGGAGAGCGGCUGAUGUCCGGCACUGCGUCCUGACGAGCCGCUGGCUGCCUGCAGCUCUGGCGCUCCUCCUCCUCCUCUCCUGCAGCUUCAGCAGCGCUCACAGCACCACGGUGGAGCACGACUUCCACAUCGUUCACAAUGUCGACAACAGAAGUCCAGAGAUAGACCCCUUCUGGUACGUGGGGCGUGGAGUGAGACCCAUCGGGCGCUUUGGGAAGAGGCACAGCAGCGUGGAGGCUCUGGGCAGCGGGGGGGUGCAGCCCGUCCUGUUAGGGCUGCUGCUCAACAGCCUCAGAAACAAGGAGAACCUCGGGAAGGUGCUGGAUGAGGAAGACGGGGUGUGGUUACCGUGACAGAGUGUCCUCCUCCCCUCAUCUACAAGUGUCUUCAUUUUUUAUCUUGAUUGAGGUUAUAUACUGUUAUAGCUCUUAACUGUAUUUCUCUCUGACAUCUUUUAUGAGGCCUUGGUUGAAAGGAUC